GGGCCCACUUGUUACAUUAGGUGUGACGACAACUCCAUCACAGCACAUAGUAAAACGCCCUUGUGCCUCACUAACGAUGACAUAGCGUGGAGUGUCAGUGAGUGCUUGAUGACUACUGUGCAGCGAUUGCGGUCAGGCGUUCGCAUUCGCACUCGUUCUGUGGAACGAUGCGAAUUUCUUUGGUUUUAAUGGCUUUAUUCGGCGUUGUACAUUUUUCAAAUGACGUCAAUGCAGCCAAGCGUCCACUGCGAAUUGCAGGAAAUUUUGAGGAAAUUGAAACAUGCAAGAACGUAAAGGUCUUCCUGCAAGUCAAAAAUGUGACCUACCGCAGAGAGAAAAAUGGAAUCACCCUUGUCGACGCUCUUCUACCUACCUCCAAAAAUUUGAAGUCACUUUCAAAGAUUGAGGCUCGCGUAACAGACUGUGCUGAUGGCGUGUCAUACAACACAUGUCAGUAUGUUAACACUUACAGAUUUACUUCAGGUCUCUGCAGGUUAUUGACUAGUGACUCUAUGGCUUGGUCAGGAGUUGUCAAGGCAAUUAGUCCUCCAGUGCGGUGCCCGGUUCUUGCGGCCAACUACGUCAUGACAAAUGGAUCUCUAAAUAUGGCGGCAGUAGAACAAUUUGCUGGACCCCUGUUUCCUAAACUUCUGGGUAGAACUGUUCUCGCCGAAGUGCGCGGAUAUGAUGAAAAUCGCGAAUUGUUUGCCUGCAUCUUGUUGAAGAUAUCAUUUCUUAGAGUGCGCAACUGAUCUGAACCACUACAAUCUUGUUCAUGGCCAAGCCGAUUUCGAUCGGGAGAAAAAAUUGCGGCCACUUUGUGGAUCCUGCAGAUCUUGCCACCAAGCACAAGUUGGAGGCGUAAAACCAGUAUUUUUACCAUUUUGGACUUGUUCAAUUAUAGUUGUUUUUGGUUUUACUAGUAAUACAUGAGGAAAUCGACUCCAAAUGGAUUUUAAAAUGUUUCAGAGUGCUUUUUUUGUCUACAAAUUUGUCACAGACCGUUUUUUGAUAUCUUUAUUUGGUAAUGAAGUAUGAGGGAGAUAAAGUAAUGCAUACCGGCACCAGUGCGCGGUGCGCUUGUGAAGAACUCCCGUUGCCUAUUAGGCAACCGGCACAACAUUUCAAAAAGUAGCUACAUGAUGUAACUAUUUCUAUUGUAGCUCAAUACAAAAUUACGAUAUCAAAAUUAUCUCAAGAACAAACCUGUGUAGAAUCAUGGUAGAAUGGUAGAAUGAAGUCAGCUACAAAAUUUAUUAAAUCUUUGAGGGCGUUUUCCCGAUAGAUUUCUCGAAAACUCAGAAAUUGUAAGAUUUGAACAUGUUCAAAAUGACAAAAUAGCUAUUAAAUCAUGUAGCCACUUUGUAGCCUGCCCUUCUGCUUUAGAAAAGCUAUCUAGCGGGCUUAUGCAAACAACCUCGUGUCUGUCUGUGUGUCUGUUCCACUAGAAGGAGAUGUGCUAGAGACUUCAAAUUUUCAGGGUAUCUUAAGGUUCACUCCUAGAAAACGAAACGCCUACGGCAAAUCCUAACAACCAACUCUAAGGGGGUGAAAGUGUUUAUCAAUGAAAAGGGGGUAGGUCAAAAAAGUUAGAAAAAGAUAUUUUUUUAUGAUCUCGUAAUGGGUAACUCGUGAUAAUAGACUUAUCUGGGAUAAAAUUUUGUCCGUUUGGCUCUAUCUUUUACCGCUUGGGAGCUGGAGGGUCUUUCUCUGACGAAAAUAAGAUAAAAAUUGCUGUAGUGAACAUUAAGUUGUAGAGGAAGGCCUCUAAUUGCAAAGUGGGACCCCCCCCCCCCCCCCCUUAAGAAAGAAGUUCUUCUAAGCAGAGGUUGUAGUCACGGUGCGGCACCGUUACAUUCCUUUCCCAUGUCUAAGGGGCAAAUUUUAAUGACAACGGGUCUUAGCCGGCGCAGCGAAGCGGAGUUGACAACUCUGUUUGGCGGAAGGGUGGGCCUGCCUGUUGGAAUGUUGUGUCGGUUGCCUCAGCGCGUUACGGGAGUUCUUCACUAGCGCACCGCGCACUGGCCGGUUUGCAUUCUUUCAUCUUCUGUACUUCAUGACCAAAUAAAGAUAUCGAAAAACGGUAUGUGACGGAUUUGUAGAAAAUAAAGCCGUCUAAAACAUUGACAAAGGCAUUCACAGUCGAUUUCCUCAUAGUACUCGAAAAACCUGAAACAAAUGAAAAGAACAAGUCCAAAACUGUAAAAACGAUGGUUUUUCGCCUCAACUUUAGUUUUUUGAAACCAAACCUAAACAAACCCAACAUAUUCUGAAAGAGGACAUCAGCGCGCUUUCCAUGGUGAACACCCCGAAUUUCCCCAGCAAUAUGUGUCUGGUUAAAUUAAUUUGUACAAUAUUCCGAACUUUGAACGGCCUUUGUUCGAAAACGGCUCGAUGGAAAACCUCGGGAUUCUGAUAUGUUGUUCUCCUUGGCGAGAUCCACAAGAUCCACUUUGUCUCGUCCGGCCGGAAACUUUUUCCGAUCUUUUCCCCUUUUUGGUGCCUUGGCCAUGUACUAAUCCAACAAUCGGUGGACUACUUGGAGGAAAAUCAGGCUUUGAUACAUCCGAGAAUAUAAAAAUAAAGAAACGACAUGAGA
This is a messenger RNA of Frankliniella occidentalis (western flower thrips), 2599 nucleotides long. RefSeq lists its product as uncharacterized. The transcript is spliced from 4 exons. Bases 168 to 752 code for a protein of 194 amino acids. The record is from RefSeq and is a predicted model, not a curated record. Lineage: Eukaryota; Metazoa; Arthropoda; Insecta; Thysanoptera; Thripidae.